Messenger RNA from Hevea brasiliensis (rubber tree), 492 nucleotides. Its product is annotated as abscisic stress-ripening protein 1. The transcript is spliced from 2 exons. NCBI's taxonomy places the organism in Eukaryota, Viridiplantae, Streptophyta, Magnoliopsida, Malpighiales, Euphorbiaceae. The record is from RefSeq and is a predicted model, not a curated record. The coding region runs from base 112 to 420 and encodes 102 amino acids.
UCACUUAUAAAUAGCCUCCACACCUUAAAGUCUCCCAUAACACACCACAAACCAAUUCCUAUAGCUAGUUCCCUUGUCUCUUUUCUUGUACUAAUUUCUUGAAACCCCACCAUGUCUGAUGAAGAGAAGCACCCCGACCGCCCACACCACCACAAGGAAGAGGGAAAACCCGUUGAGAUUGCUGUCUACAGUAAGGUCUCUGAGUUCUUUGAUGAAGAGAAGUACCCCGAACUAGGGGCUACUGGCGCUUAUGCCUUGUAUGAGAAACACGAGGUAAAGAAAGACUCAGAACAUGCUUAUAGUCACAAGAAAGAAGAGGAAGGUGCUGAGUUGCCGUCGACGAGAAAUAUGAGAAGAAAGAGGCCAAGAAGUAGGAUGAAGAAGCUUAAUUAUGAAAGGAAGCAACACAAUCUUUAUUAAUAAAUUAUGUGUGUUUAUAUAUAUAUGUAAAAUAUCAUGACCUAAAUAAUUAAUCUCUCUUUACAAAAGUGA